Messenger RNA from Vespula pensylvanica (western yellowjacket), 2195 nucleotides. Its product is annotated as transcription factor SPT20 homolog. The transcript is spliced from 6 exons. Lineage: Eukaryota; Metazoa; Arthropoda; Insecta; Hymenoptera; Vespidae. Bases 1 to 2139 code for a protein of 712 amino acids. The record is from RefSeq and is a predicted model, not a curated record.
AUGAAGGACAAUGACCUAAUUGCGUGCAGAAGGCGCAGUGCUUCUUCGACGGCCAAUAACCAAGGCCGCGAGAAAGAUUUUGAAAAGGUUUCCGGUUUUUCGGCUGUUAAAUUCCAGGCGAUCGGUUGGACUUGUUGGCUCUUGGCCAUGUGUAUCUGUUUCUCCGAAGCAAGACUUAAACUAAGAAGACCUUUAGCACCUUUGCCUCAUGCACCACCGAUAUUCAAGAAAUCAUGGCCUAUCGGGCCUAGAAUUUCUAUGGGAAACACGAUACACAUUGGUGGAAAUUUCCCUCAUAAACGAAUAUCUUAUAAACCUCCAAAUUAUAGAAUUAGACGACCUCCGAUGUUUAAUGUUCUUCCUACUACCUGGAAAACUCAAAUGCCAGUCCUCGGGAUUUUAAACAAUCAUGCUGUACUUCCGCAACGUCCACCGGUCAAAGAAUUUCAUACGAUGAACCAAGUUCCAGAAUAUAGUCCGGAAUAUAGGCCUGAACCAAUGAUAUUGCCACCGACUCAUCGAGGUAGCAUCGACGACGACAAGGGUCCUAUUCAUACGAUACCUGCACCUAAUUUGAGCCCAGCAGACAAACCUUACAAUUCUGAUGCUAAUUCUGGACAAAAGACCGUUUCUCAGCAUCAAUAUAGUAACGAUCUCAAUUAUAAUCUCAAUCUACAAAGUAAUACACUGGCAAACGAUUUCGGAUUAGCGACUCUUGGAACCAGCUUGGCACCUCAACGAACUGUAACCAGUCCAACGCCUAUUCAACAUCAAUAUGAAGUGACAGAGGACAAUGACCUAGCCCAAAAGGAGUAUCAUACAGUGCAGCCAACGUUUUUCACUCCGGAAUUCGAUGUAACCAGGCUGGCUACGGUAGUCAAUCCUGACCUACAAACCAACGAAGUUUUCCUCAAUCACCCACCCAUAACCAACACGGGCCUAGCGAAUAUUCAGUUCGGUCAAACCGACACACCGAUGCAAACAAACUUGCGCAGUUCUCUUCAUGUGGGCUUCCCUGGUACUGCCACUCAAACAGCCAAUACGAUUAGCAAUCAAAUUCCUGACUUGCACGUUGGACAUCCGGCACCAGCUGGACCACCUUUAUCCGCUACUCAACUUUACGAUCUUUUGAACAGCUUCCCACAUAAACUCACGGAACAAUAUACGGCAGGUCAGCAACCUCAACUACAACAGCAUCUACUACAGCAACAACUUGGCCAACUUCUCCAGCCUAACGGAGUCACGAGUUUCUCUCAACCACAGAUGCAUUCUUUUAAUUACGACGAGCAAGACAAUCAGCAGCAGCAGCAGCAGCAGCAGCAGCAACAGCAGCAACAAUUACAACACGACCAACAACAGAUAUUAUUAGAUCAGAAUUUCGCAUCCGGUAGAGUCACAGCGGAUUACAAUUUGGAAGCAGAACCUUCGAAUAUACAACAGACUGAUAUACAAUCUGACGAGGAACUAAGCUAUACCGCUGAAGUACCGGUCGAACAAACAGAAAAUAAUAUUGAUUACGAGGAAACGAAUAAUCGGGUUGCACCAUCCACGUAUUUCAGCAAAGUUACCACCAACAAUGGUGGACUAUCCACACAAUUCUACACAUCUUUGCCUAAUCGCGAAGCUGCAGAGAAAUUAGCUGCAUUAGCUGCUGCUGGAAACGUAAAUAGUCAGUUGAUUGGACAUCUACGAAAGCAACAACAAGAGAGCCAACAGCAAAGCGAGGCUAUGCCGCCUAAUCACAAGGACGAGAGUUAUCAAGAUACUCAAGAGCAACAACAAUAUGAAUCGGAAUACGAACAGCAACAACAAUAUCAUCAGCAACGUAUUCAUCAAGAACAGACUGAAAAUGAACGACGUGAUAAACAACGUUUUCUACAACAACAACAACAUCGACGAAGGUUAAAUCAGCAAAAUCUUAAUCAAGAAAAACGACCCUUGCGAAUAAUGGUACCCGAUGACGAAGAAUACGUUAACGAUUCUGAUUCACAAAGCGAAGAGAAAAUAGAGUAUGAAUACGACAUUGACGAAGGUGACGCGAAGGAUUCUCGAACUACUACAUCAUCGAACGAACGACUUCAUGAUCAAAAUUCGAAAUAUGAAUUCGGUACACGACUCAGAUCUAAGACUGGAAAAUGAAAAUACUUAUUAAUAUAAUAUUUGUAUAUGAUGAUUAUUUAUCGACAAGUUUUAGG